Molecule: messenger RNA, 2274 nt
Organism: [Torrubiella] hemipterigena
Lineage: Eukaryota; Fungi; Ascomycota; Sordariomycetes; Hypocreales; Clavicipitaceae
Source: the annotation of a GenBank genome assembly
CCUCACUUGAACACCAACAUCACCACAUCUGACCAAGACCAUCUCAUCAACAAUGUCCUCGGCUCCAGUCUCAUACGAUCCAAACAGCACAACGGAAACUACAAACAUACCAGAGCUGCCCAAUGCACCAAGGCGUAUCCUCCUCAACGGCUCAGCCCUCCUGCAGCCCCCUCUCUCACGGCGUGGUUCCGGCCCGGGUAUCAUCUUAAUCACCGCACAACGAAACAGUCUCUCCUCAGGUUCAUCGCUAGAUCCUGACCCGAUCCAAAAGUGGGCAGAGGAGGGAUUCGCAGUCGUUGGUACGCAUGGUGAAGGCGAAUUCGCUACCCAGCUUGGCGCGGUGACUGCGGCACUCAAGGCUCACGACUCUCUGACGGUAAAAGAUAAAUUUGGUCUCAUCAUCUACGACGAGCAACUGUCUUUGAAGAUUUCAUCCUCUGCGUCAAUGCUAAGCGACCUCGGUAUUGCGUGUGUCAUCACGGUGUCCAGUAGCCCCAUUGCUAGUUUGCAGAGCAUCCCGCUACAAUCUCAUAUUGCUCAAAACGAUGCAUCAACGGCUACCUCAGCUGAAAAUACUACAGUUUUCAACUAUAAUGAUUGCGGGGUGAAUUUCAUCCUCCCGUACGACAAGGACUAUAAUCCUAGCGCCGCUGCGUUGGCGCAUACGCGAAACCUCGUCUUUCUAAGGAAGCAUCUUGGCGGGCCGCAUUUUGACCUUGUGAGUAUCUGGGAGGAGCAUACCAAGUUUGAGUUUGAGGAAAGGAGUGUCGCAAGGACCAUGGCGACAAUGGUGGCUGAGCCAUACGUAAACCAUCUACCAACGAUGACGGGUGGUCGGGGAAGAGCAAACUUGACGGCAUUCUACCGUGAUAACUUCAUCUUCUGCAACCCACCAGAUACCGUUCUCAGCCCAUUAUCACGUACAGUGGGCCCUGAUCGCGUUGUCGACGAAUUUAUCUUUUCAUGCACGCACACAUCGGUAAUCCCGUGGCUGUUACCUGGGGUCCAGCCCACAAAUGUCAAGAUUUCUGUCCCCAUGCUUGCGGUAGUCAAUGUCCGCGGUGACCGUCUAUAUCACGAGCACAUUUGGUGGGAUCAAGCAUCUGUUCUCCGCCAGAUUGGAAUCCUUCCAUCACAUCUCGAUCACAACGGCCAGCAGCAGAAGCUCCCUGUGUCUGGCACGGAGCAAGCCCAGCUGCUGAUUGGGGCGGCGGGUGUAGAAGGAAACCAAAUGCUAAGCCCGGAAUGGACGACGUCAUAAUUUUGCAGAUGGUUAGAAAAGUAAAACGAUAGGUGCGUGGUUGGGGUUGCUGCUUAUUUUUUGAAGCUCUAAUCUCUAUAUACAUUGGAUGACUUUAAUAUACAACAAGUUCGUACUUCACGAGCGGCGUUCCCUUCCCAUUGCUCCAAUUUCUUCGUACAUCAUCGCCUGCCACAAAUCCUACUCCCUAAAGCUCGGCGUCAGUGACCCAGCUGGGCGUUUCAGGAUAAUACCAAUGUGGUGUUUCCAAAUACGUGUUUGGCAUCUCCAGGUGAUCGGCAAGCCGAUCAAUCGCCUCCAAGUCCCAAUGGUCCGGAUCGUCAUCGCAGUCUGGGCCGUACAAGUAUUUAUCCUCCAACUCGUCUCGAAGUUUCUGGAAAGCAUCCUCCUUGUCAUAGGCACCCUCAGUCGGUUGGGCAUCCUUGAUCCGCCUUGCUCGCUCGCCGAUUUCAUCAGGGUCGUAGCCAUCAGGUUCGUCGAGUCCAUAGGCCGAAUUGCAGCUAAAGCAUUCAAUCCACUCUGUGAGUUCUUGUGCUGUAGGAAGAACUUGAGGUAUGGGGCGAUACAAUAGGUAGCCGUUCAUCCCGAUGAGACGGCACUUUGGGUGUAAACUAUCAAACACGGAAUACUCGGUUCUUUCAAUGAUGAAUGUAUCCCAGUGGAGCUUGUUGUAGUUGAUUUUUAGAUAGCAGUCGUCUGGAAACCAGGUGGGGGUGAUAUCAAAGAUGAGAUCAAAGUGCGUGAGCGUGUGUUGCUGCACUUUUGUUGUAGGCUCCGCCAUUUCUUGCAAUGAGUCUUCCCAUAGAUCGGCGUUGUUAUUGCUGGUGACGAAUACACUUAGAGUCUGAAGAUUUGAUAGUGCGGCAAGGAAUUCCCAUGUCUUUUGAUAUGUCUCUGGACUCCGUGCGUCAAACGACAUUGACGUUAUCGUGACACAUGUAAGAGCUGUAUGAUGUAUCGUUGGAGUCUGCUUAGCCCACAGGAGUAGGAGCUCCUCAAAGUAGAAGUGAAAC